AAUUUGACUUUUGAACUAUUUAUUCAACUUGCUUUGAACAUAUGAAAUAUUGCAUAAGAAAAAAAUAUAGUCAAUACGGAUCUAUUUUGGUUCAUCUUGGUGUGUAAUUUUUUUUGGGUGUGUAAUUUAUUCAUAAUUUGCAUAAAUGUAUAAUUUGAACACAAUUAUACACAUUUUAUAGAGGCCCAGUUUACCAACAAUUGAGACAACAACAUCAACGUCAUCAAUCUAGUUGACAGUUUUUUUUUUUUUUUUUUUUUUUGCUAAGCUUUUAUCAAUCUGCAUUAGUCUAUCACUUUUGGUCUAUGUUACUUGGUCUCGAAUAAAGUGUCAAAUUAGACACGGGUGUCCAAGCCUCGGACUCGCCCAUUUUCUUGAAAAAGUUGUGUAGUUAAAAAUGAAGUGUCCAAGUGUCGGUGUCGGUGUCCGACACAAGUUGUGUCGACACGGACAUGUGAGGUAAAUGAAAGAGUCCGAGUAACAUAGCUUUUGGUUCAUGUAAACGACCCCAUUUAUAGGACUAAGUCUUUGAUUGAUAUAAUUAAAGUACUACAUGGAUGAAAAUGUGUCUUGGUAGGCGUGAAGAAUGAAUUGUUGGAGCUAAAAUGUUACGGGGGUAGUAUAUUGAUUUUCUCUAUGCUGGUUUAUCAUUCUCCAAUGAAGUUACGUGUACAUAUAAUUGGUUUUCUUUGUUUUGAAUAUAAUACGCCUAUGAAGUUUGAUCUGGGAAGACUUGAUGAAUAAACGACAAGGCAAAGAACUCUUUAUGCCAAGGAAAACUAUUGUGGCUGAGUUUAUCAACAGCCGGGGCAACAACAUCAAUGUUGCCGAUCUCGUUCGCUGGUAAUUUAGUUAUUUUGGUUUGCUGAGCUUUUGUUUAUGUUCUAUUAUUAUAUACAUACACAUGUAUAUUGAUUUUCUUUGUAUUGGUGUGUCAUACUCCAAUGAAGCUAUGUGUAUAUUUAAUAAUUGUUUUUUUUUUUGUUUUGACUUUUAAUACACCUAUGAAGCUACAUCUGGCAAGAUUUGAUGGAUAAACCACAAGGCGAAGAACGCUUUCUUUCUCGUCUCAAAAGAAUCAGUAGUGAGGCAAUAAAAGAGUACCUGAAUCUUACAAAAGUUUACACCUCAGAAACUGAAGUUAAUACUCAAGAGUGUGACCCCACGGCUUCACGUCAGAAGGCUUCAACUCAGGCUGCAUCUAAAUCUUUAUCUUCAACUGCUAAAAAAUCUAACAAAACUAAGGCUACCUUUGGUGAUAUAUGUGAAUAUUUCAUCUCUUGUCCUGUGCUCCCAGGAGGGCUUGUUUUGGCUCAAAGUAUGUACUGUGCUAAAGUUGCUUUGUCAUUUUUCAAUUGCGAAUUGCGAACAUGGUACAAAUUAUAAGGUCAUUGAACCACUGGCAAGUGCUCAGUACAUGUUUUCUGGAGUCCGCUUUCACAGCAACUUCAUUGCUGCCAAGCCUGAGAAGAAUGCCAGACCAAAGCUGUUCUAUGCCAACUUUUGGUGUAGGAAUAAGAGAGUCCGUGAUGUGCAUUGCUGCAUUGUUAAUUUUAAGAAAGCGACAUUUGCAUGCUGUGGAGAAUGCCCUCCAGUACUUGCUCACUGUGAGAAGCGUUAUACUGAAGGUCGGUCAGUUAACAGAUGCAUUUAUUUGUCAAAGGAAUCGAAAGCUAGAAAAAAUGAAUUUUGUGCAAAAGCUGCACUGAAUUUUUUUAACGAGAAGCAUGGCACAAAGUAUGGGCUAGUGGAAUCUUUGGACAGUUUUAUUGUCCCCAUAAACCUUGGUACAUAUCGAUUAGGCUGUAGGUUCAAGGCCAAGCUUGAGGAACCUGGUGCUGCUGAUGCUUCUUCUCCAAAGCUUUUUGCGGCUGAUUUGGUGAUGUCUACUGGCUGGAAGGAUGGACAAUGUUACAUGAUCAAUAGUAAGAUUAUUUACUGAUUGUCUUUGGUCCCUUCCUCGGAUAUCUAGUAAUGGUGCAUUGCAUGCUUCUUAUCUUCUGUAUGCUUCUUAUCUUCUGCAUGCUUCUUAUUUAUAUACGAAGUACGUGUUGAAAUUAGGUAGGUGGGCAUUGCAACAGUCUACCAUGGUGAUAGUUUGCCAGGAAUUCUUAUGCUUGCUGCAAUUAAGAGUUUGCUACGUGGCUACCAGAAGAUUGCAUUAGUUUUCUUAACAUGCUAAUCAUGAUAGUUAGUAUGACUAAUUAUACUUAUUUCCCUUGCUUUUUUCCUUAAACAUACAUGAUUUUACCUGAUCCCUUUACAUAUUGUGUAGACUAGUAUUUGUUGUUAGAGUGUCUCAAUGUAAACAGUUGUAAAGUUUAAUACAUGAAUA
Messenger RNA from Chenopodium quinoa (quinoa), 2335 nucleotides. RefSeq lists its product as uncharacterized. The record is from RefSeq and is a predicted model, not a curated record. NCBI's taxonomy places the organism in Eukaryota, Viridiplantae, Streptophyta, Magnoliopsida, Caryophyllales, Amaranthaceae. The transcript has 3 exons. The coding region runs from base 1418 to 1942 and encodes 174 amino acids.